Messenger RNA from Amborella trichopoda, 1684 nucleotides. RefSeq names its product nuclear pore complex protein. Gene Ontology annotation, molecular function: structural constituent of nuclear pore. NCBI's taxonomy places the organism in Eukaryota, Viridiplantae, Streptophyta, Magnoliopsida, Amborellales, Amborellaceae. The record is from RefSeq and is a predicted model, not a curated record. Gene Ontology annotation, biological process: protein localization to nuclear inner membrane; nuclear pore organization; NLS-bearing protein import into nucleus. Gene Ontology annotation, cellular component: nuclear pore; nuclear pore central transport channel.
CAAAUAUUAGAAGGAAGAAGUUGGAACUGUUUUCCCGCUUGCCCUAGCUCUCCUCGGCAGAGUCUCUCUCUCUCUAUCUUCAUGUCCUUGAUUAAGCCCAUGGCGACCUUCUGAAAACUGCCUUUCAGGUCCAUCCACCAUUGACGACGGGAAAGUUUGCAGAGAUGUUUGGGCAAACCGGCGCUUCUGCUCCGGCCUUUGGCUUUGGAGGAGCAAUACCUUCGACCCCUUCUUUCACGACGCCAAAUGCCCCUGCUUUUGGGUCUUCAUUGUUCUCUACACCUGCAACUGCAGCUACUAAUGCUUCUCCAUUUCAAAUGUCUCAGCAACCAUCCCCAUUUUCUCAGCCUCAGCUGACUACACAAAUGGCGCCCAUUUCUCCCCUUCCAUUUUCCAUGGCUGAUAGAGAUAUCCAGGGAAUUGUGGAUGCUUACAAAGAUGAGCCUGGAAACCCUAAAUAUGCUUUCAAGCAUUUGUUAUUCAGUGUGACUGAUCCAUCUAUGAGAGUGAAGCCUGUCGGGAUAUCAGAUAUCAUGUGGGCAGAGGCGAUGGCCAAGCUAGAGGGGAUGGAGAGUUCUGAUCGUGAAAGGCUGUGGCCUCAACUUGUGCAAGGUUUCAAGGAUCUCUCUCAGAGACUUAAACUUCAAGAUGAAGCUUUGGUAUCUGAUGUUGAAAGGCUUCGCACAACUCAAACUAAUGUGAAAUUGCUUGAGCGGCAUUUUCAAGUCGACACUCUUCCUUGGAUUCAGAGAAUGAGGCAGAAAGAGCAAGGGCUACAAAGGCGUCUCUUGAGGGUUAUGCGAAUUGUGGAGGCCUUGGAGGGUAAGGGGUUUAGGGUGCCACUAAUGAAAAACGAAGCCCAGUUGGCAGAAAAAUUAGCUGGAUUGGUUAAACAGUUAAAAGGAGCAGGUGCCGAAUUGCCUAGAAGGGUUCAUAAUUUGCUUGCAGUAUCUCGCAUGCAAGAGAAUGGCAUGACUGGUGCUUCUGUUUCUGUUUAUCUACCCAGUUCUGCAAAAAUACAGGAGCAGAGCCAAGCCGAUAUGCAGGAGGUUUUGCAGCAGCAAACAGAAGCAAUUGCAAGGCUGGGGAAUGUGUUGAAAAGGGAUAUGAGGAAUAUGGAGAUCAUCAUGUCUGAAGACACCAAAAUGGAGGAAGAAGCUUCACAGAGUUAAUGGAGUUGAUUUGAGUGUUGUUUCUAUUUUGGUUUGCCUUGCCCAUUUGUGGUGGUUGAGGGGUAACACUUUCUUUACCUUUUCCCUGUCUCAACAAGAAAAGGGGGGAAUGAGAACACGUUUUAGCAAUAUAGUUCGCUAGUAAUGUGUAAUUUUUCAGCCAAAAUCUUUUUUUCAUGCUGCUUUUCAAUUUAGUCUGGUUCAUCAACUUUCUACCAUGAAGUUUCUGAUGAUGGUAGGAGUAUGGGGUUGGAAUUUAAAAUGCUUCCUGCAGGUUUACUAGCAGAAGAGGGGAAUUGGCUAGGUGUCAUGGUGGCUUAUAAAAACAAUGGAUAAAAAAUAAGGAUUGUAUAUCUUGAGACUACCUGUGUUUACUACAAGGGCAUAAUUAUUCUUAGCCAAUAGACUUUAAAUUGGAUAAGCUUGGGGUAUGUCAUGAAAUUCAAAGACACUCAAUUGCCCAAUUUGAAAUUUGACAAAAAUGGAGUACAAAUAUUUAUAUUUUCAAAGUA